AUGAAGAGACCCGUUUCGCUUCUUUUUGCAUUCUUACAACUUGCGUUUAUUGGCUUUACAUUAGCACAAGCAGACCCCAAGAAAGACAAGCUUAUAUCACUUUCAGAAGACAACAAUGGUGUCAUUAACUUGAAUUCCAACAGUUAUGAUCGUUUUACAGAGGGAAAACGAGACUAUGGCAUGGUCGUAUUGUUGACAGCAUUGGAUGAUCAGUUCAACUGUGUUCCCUGUCGUGAAUUUGACCCCGAGUAUUCUUUAGUUGCAAAGAGCUUUCAAAAAAAUAAAAAGAGCAAGGAUCUCUUUUUUGGACAUUUGGAUUUCAAAGACGGACAAGCUGUUUAUCAAAGACUCAAGCUCAUGUCAGCACCUAAUGUAUUCUAUUUCCCUCCUCAAAAGGCUGGUGAACGUAAAGAUUUCGUCAAAUACGAUUUAGCCAGAAGUGGAUUUUCCGCAGAAAGCUUCGCAGAAUUUUUGAGCAGAGAAAGUGGUCAUAAGGUUAUCGUUGCUCGCCCUGUAAACUACUUUAAGCUUGGUGCCAAACUGUUCCUGGUUGUUGGUGCCGCUGCUAUCCUCAAACUAUUGUAUCGCCAUCUCGGUUUCGUGUUCUAUCACAAGAACACUUGGGCUGUUAUUUCCAUUUUGUUCAUCUUGACUUUCACCUCAGGCUACAUGUGGAACCGUAUCCGCACUCCUCCAUUUGUUAUGCCAGGCAAAAAUGGUGAUAUCAACUAUAUUGCUUCUGGAUUUUCAUCGCAACUUGGCGUCGAACCUCAAAUUGUGGCUAGUAUCUAUGGCCUUCUUGCUUUCUCACUAGUUGCUUUGAUUAAAUCAGUACCUCAAUUUGACGAUCAAACUCGUCAACGUUUCGGUGUCUAUAUUUGGAUGGGUUGCAUUAUCUUUAUCUUCAGUGCAUUACUAGCACUUUUCAAGAUCAAGAAUGGUGGAUAUCCUUUCAAGCUUCUCAUUUAA
Molecule: messenger RNA, 969 nt
Organism: Mucor velutinosus
Lineage: Eukaryota; Fungi; Mucoromycota; Mucoromycetes; Mucorales; Mucoraceae
Exons: 6
Coding region: 1-969 (322 amino acids)
Cellular component (GO): oligosaccharyltransferase complex
Source: RefSeq, a predicted model, not a curated record